CUGGACGGAUCUGGACAGAUGCAGAUGUUUUGAUGAGAUGUUCUUUAUUGCACUCAGGCUCCCAAAGCAGAGACAGAAAGUGAAAAUUACCUGGGAACAAUUUCCUCGAAGAUUAUGGGUUUUUUUUCUCAUUCUUCAUCCAAUGCAUGUUCUUAUUCCUGUCAGCGGGUCAGAGUGUACUUUGAGAUUGUGAAGGUCAAAUUAACUUUGAAGAGAAUGAGAAAAUGUAGUGUACGAUUUGAGAUAUUUACGCACAGAUAGUUAAUUAUUCUUGUGCCACACCAGUGUGCGUAAAGUGGAAGUCUGAGCGCGCACAAAGGCGGAACGUCACUGCGGGAGUAGCUGUUACCAGAUGCGUUAUUCGGAGUAUGAGUGAGGGCUAUGGACGGUUCAUCGAUUGAUUUCACUGGAACCAUUUUUCAUCCUGCUUCCACGGUGGUCCACUAUGGUCUCAUCCACGAUUCCUGAGUGAAUUCUAACUGAAAAUGAUAAAAUCUUUGUUUCUCUUGUUUCUGCGGAACGUGAUUUAGAUAUAAUAAGGAUUCAUUGUCACUGAUGUUUCGCUCGAUUAUGGCUCUUUUUUGGGUCCAGUAAGAGAAUCUCACAGCGACAGACGCGUCUGCGGCGGUGAAGACCGGUGGAGAGACUGGAGAACUCGCGGCGCGCAGGAGAAGGUCUCUUCCUGUCUUCAAAUCGGAGCUAUUACAACAGAAACAGGAGCGCCAUGGUGAACUCGCUCAUACUGCUGCUCAGCUGGACGAUGAUCUCCGAGGUUGCGAGAGCUCAGAAUGAUACGGAGCCGGUCGUCCUGGAAGGAAAAUGCCUGGUGGUGUGCGACUCCAACCCGGCCACGGACUGGAGGUCCUCGUCCUCACCGCUCGGCAUCUCCGUGCGCGCCGCCAACUCCAAGGUGGCUUUUUCUGCAGUCCGGAGCAACAAUCACGAGCCGUCAGAAAUGAGCAACAAAACAAGAAUAAUCUACUUCGAUCAGGUGCUUGUGAAUAUAGGAAACUACUUCACAUUUGAGUCUGUCUUUCUUUCCCCAAGAAAAGGAGUCUACAGUUUUAACUUCCACGUCAUUAAAGUGUACCAGAGUCAAACUAUACAGGUUAACUUGAUGCUAAACGGAAAACCAGUCAUCUCUGCCUUUGCAGGCGACAAAGAUGUGACUCGUGAAGCUGCCACCAAUGGAGUUCUACUUUAUCUUGAAAAAGAGGACAAAGUUUAUCUGAAGCUGGAAAAGGGAAAUCUAGUGGGCGGAUGGCAAUAUUCAACGUUCUCCGGCUUUCUCGUUUUCCCUCUGUAGAAGAAAAUAAAAAGCAAGAACAAAGAAAGGACAAUUGUAAGUCUGCAGACUUCUUCAUAAUGUGUUGUCACAGUAUAAUCAAAACAUUGCUGCUUCAUCUGCUGGAUUCAGCCAAACGACUGAAAAAUGACAUGAAUAAAUACAUAACGACAUGGAAAGGAAGUGACUUUGGAAAAUGCUCACAUUCUGGGGAGAAGUCAGGUUUGGGUCAAAAAGACUUGAAAUAUUCUUAAUCGCUACAAUGUGUUUCUGUCACUCAAGCAGCCCUGAGAAGAGCACUUACACAAACAAAAGACACUGUUCAAACUUUGAUUUGCUGAAAUAUGCUUAGGAUGCUGUGAUUUUUUUGUGCCACGAUUAUGGAAUUUAGUUUCAUCUGCUCUUGUUGGUGUAAACUGUAUUUGUUGGCUGUAUCAACUAUCAUGACCAAUGUGAGAACAUGAGAGCAAUGAAUCUUAAUUAGAUCAGUAACACAAAAUGCUCAGUUUCUGAGUUUGUUGGAGCUGUAACUUAGAACCAGUUCAAGACAUAAAUGAACUAAGCCACUUCUUAGCACGCUAAUAGGGGUUUAAGUUCUCUACUUUUAUACAUUUCUAUUACUUCCUUCAAUUUCAGUGUUGUAGGAAGAUAUGCGGCCAUGCAUGAAAAGGAUUGAGAAUCUCCUUUCCACCCAUUAAACACAGAAGCAGACAGAAUUUCAUGAGCUACUGCUGAGCUAGCGUGCUAUCAAUUUUUCAUACAUGUCAAAAAGUUCCAUAGCAUGAGCAGUGUAGCUUUUACACACCGUGUACACUACAUGUGUACCACCUCAACAGUGUUUUUGCAACUGCUACUCAUUAUUGCAACAGUGGCACAACAAUUACUAACCUUUUCACAUUCAACACUAUUUAAACAAUCUGUCUGCGCUAAUGAAGAAUCACUCACCUCAAGCUGCCAGAUGCUUGAAACUUAAGAAACUGACAACUUGUACUUUAUGACUAACAGAUAUCUGAGUUCAUCAACAAUCAUGACCAGAUAAGAAUGUAGUAAGAUUUCAACAAUUUUAAAAAUGUAGGGCAAAUACCGAUCUCAUCCUAGGAUCAGUAUUUGAGGACUUGACUGGGGAAUGUAAAUCCAAAUUAUUUGUGGAAAAUUUGCCUAUUGCUGGGUUUCAGACACGUGACCCGAAUGACGCGCGAAAUUCAGAUGGAGGGUCGGAAAUGGAUUUCUCUGGUAAAACAAAUCAAAAUUGAUCACAAUAGUAUGCUAAUGCCCUAAGCAGGCUGGAACAGACAAGGCAUCUCGAAAAAAUGUGUGUAUAUUUAGGAUAUGAUUUGUAUUAUCUCGGCAAAAAAAGACUUCUCUUAUAAUCUUGAGGAUUUACCCAGCAUCGAGGCGAUCCACGUAACUAACUGGAGCUGCAGGCCUCAUAUUAUAUUAUAAAUGAGUGAGAAGAAAGCUUUCAAAAGCCUGGAGAAUACAAUCAUUUAGUUUCAAGUUGGGUCAAGCAUUUAGGAUCAAAAGAAGAUUUAAAUGGCUGUCGACUUGUUUCUGCCGGGUCAGUAUUGAAUUGUGCUAUUUUAAGUAUCGCUAACAACGAACUAAACCAUGUUAUUUCUAUGUGCUUGGAUCUCCUGGUAAAUAAUUUAUUUAGCUUCUGCAAACCCAAAUUCAUGCUGAAGUUAUACGUUAAUGUUGAGUCAUUGUAAGACGCUGGAUUCAGGUCCAAUGUAGGUCAACGAUUCGCUCCGAUCUACAGAAACCCCCAUGUCCAU
Messenger RNA from Xiphophorus hellerii (green swordtail), 3060 nucleotides. It is a transcript of the gene cbln4, whose product is annotated as cerebellin 4 precursor. The transcript has 3 exons. NCBI's taxonomy places the organism in Eukaryota, Metazoa, Chordata, Actinopteri, Cyprinodontiformes, Poeciliidae. Gene Ontology annotation, cellular component: synapse. Gene Ontology annotation, molecular function: protein binding. The record is from RefSeq and is a predicted model, not a curated record. The coding region runs from base 725 to 1306 and encodes 193 amino acids.